Linepithema humile (Argentine ant) is the source of this 1728-nucleotide messenger RNA. It is a transcript of the gene Got1, whose product is annotated as Glutamate oxaloacetate transaminase 1. The record is from RefSeq and is a predicted model, not a curated record. Lineage: Eukaryota; Metazoa; Arthropoda; Insecta; Hymenoptera; Formicidae. Gene Ontology annotation, cellular component: cytosol. Gene Ontology annotation, biological process: L-aspartate biosynthetic process. Gene Ontology annotation, molecular function: pyridoxal phosphate binding; L-aspartate:2-oxoglutarate transaminase activity.
UCGAAGUGCGCAUACAUAUAUCUUCGAAAUAUAUAGAUAAUAAUAAAUAAAAAUAUUUAUACUAGUUUUUACUAGCUAACUGCUGAACGUCACAUGCAAAGUAUUUUAUCGGAAACAAAUCUAAUUUACUGUCCACAUGUUUUGAAAACCACUACAUAUUCUACAUGAUUGAAAGUGGAAAGUAUAUAUAUAUAAUCUUCACAAAAUAGCCACUUAUGCCUCUUACGUCAAUCGUGAUGCGGUGCAAAAAUGAUAUAUAUAUAUGUGUGUUAUAUAUAGUAAAUUGCAAUCGGCGUAUCAGUGAUACGCGGUUGCAGGCUGUAGGAUAACCUUUGUGCGCGCGCGUAACUCCGUUUUUCGGUACCUCUUCGCAUAUUUCUAUUUGCAUUUUGAUCGCGGAAUCACAAGAGAUUUUCUCAAUUCCAUUGUUAUUAAUCAUAUUACACUGUUACUCCGCAUUCACGACAUGAGUACCAGAUUUACAGGAAUAAAAUUGGGGCCUCCCAUCGAGGUGUUCGCACUACAAAAAUCGUUCAUCGAUGAUACGGAUGAAAACAAAGUUAAUCUUGCUAUAGGAGCAUAUCGCACUAAUGAAGGCAAGCCAUGGGUCCUACCAGUUGUAAAAAAGGUAGAAAAGUUACUUGCUGCCGAUGAUCUGCAAAAUCAUGAAUAUUUACCGGUUCUUGGCUUGGAGGCAUUUAGCGAAGCUGCUACAAGUAUGUUACUAGGUGCAAACUCUCCUGUUAUCGCCCAAGGACGUGCUUUUGGCAUUCAGUCCCUUUCUGGUACUGGGGCAUUACGUGUUGCUGCCGAAUUUUUAAGUCGUAUUCUACAUUAUGAUACCUUUUAUUAUAGCAAACCUUCCUGGGAUUAUGUGUUGAUAGAAAAUCAUAGACUUGUAUUCACUAAUGGAGGAUUUAAAAAUGCAUGUGAAUAUACAUAUUGGAACGAAAAAACCCGUAAUAUCGAUUUAGAAGGAAUGCUCAAUGAUUUGAAAGAUGCUCCGGAAAAUGCUGUAAUUGUUCUGCAUGCGUGUGCACAUAAUCCCACUGGAUGUGAUCCAACUCUAGAACAAUGGGGUAAAAUAGCUGAUCUAAUACAAGAAAAACGACUCUUCCCUUUAUUUGACAGUGCAUAUCAGGGCUUCGCAAGUGGAGAUUUAGAUAAGGAUGCAUGUGCUGUACGAAUGUUUGCUGAACGUGGAAUCGAAUUCAUAUGUACACAAAGCUUUGCCAAAAAUUUUGGAUUAUACAACGAAAGAGUCGGUAACAUAGUUUUUGUGUUGGCUGAUACAAAGGAGCUGAUUCAAACUAAAUCACAAAUAACGUUAAUUAUUCGAGGAAUGUACAGUAAUCCUCCUAAUCACGGUGCUCGAAUUGUUUCUACAGUGAUGAGAAAUCCAGAACUCUUUGAAGAAUGGAGGGACCACAUUAGGACAAUGUCCAGCAGAAUUAAACAAAUGAGAGUCGGUUUACAUCAGAGACUGCUCAAAUUAGGCACCCCAGGUAUUUGGGAUCAUAUUAUCCAACAGAUUGGAAUGUUCUCAUACACAGGGCUCACUGAAAGGCAAGUACAACAUUUAAAAGAGCAUUAUCAUAUCUAUAUGCUACGCAGUGGGCGUAUAAAUAUGUGUGGUCUCAAUGAAUCCAAUUUGGAUUAUGUGGCAAAUGCGAUCGAUGAAACGAUAAAGUUGUUCCCACAAACACAAAGCGAUUGUACGUGUUAAAA